AAAAAGACGGAAGUAAGCAUAACUGUUAACGCUGAGACGUCGACGACGGACAAAAACUCGUUGGGUUUGGAACUGUAAACAACAUCAUCAUGUUGAAAGAGUUAGUAAGGGAGCGACUGAUCGCGGCCGCUGACGAAAUAUCCGGACUAUUUGAAAGAACAAUGGCGUCAUACGAGGAGCAACUUUGUCGAGCCAGAGAGGAGAGCGAGCGCCUACGCCGACAGCUGGAAAUGAUUUACAGCACGCAAAUUGUCAGACGUGCCGAAGGUACCGAGGAAGACAAUAAAGAGGUCGAGGAGCGUCCACAGCCCUUCUCCGUUAAAGAGGAAGAAGAAGAGGCUAAAGUCAGCAAGUUUCCGCUAACCGCUCUCUCUACGGAAAUGAAAAACAAUGAAGACGAAUGUCCCGAGACCACUCUUGGCGACAAGGAAACUUCCAAAACAUGCCAACAAUACUUUAUCUGCUCAAUUUGUGGUAAAGGUUUUGCUAAAAAAUCCGUAUUGAUUCGACACUUGAGAACACACACUGGAGAAAAACCUUUUCAUUGCUCACUUUGUGGGAAAAGAUUCACUCAAAAGCCAAGCAUGAUUGCCCACAUGAGGACGCACACUGGAGAAAAACCCUUUCGUUGCUCAUUUUGUGGGAAAGCCUUUACUCAAAAGCCAGGCAUGGUGUCACACAUGAGAAUACACACGGGUGAAAAACCCUUUAAGUGUUCGAUUUGUGGAGGUGGCUAUGCCCGUCGUUCCAAUUUGAAUACACACAUGCGCACGCACAACCCUUUGCCCGUUUGUGGCAAAAGAUUUGCUCAAAAACCAAGCCUCGCGACACACAUGAAAACACACACGGGGGAAAAACCCUUCAGUUGUUCCAUUUGUCAUAAAACAUUUUCUCGAAGGUAUCAUUUGGAAAUACAUAUGAGAACACACACAGGAGAGAAACCAUAUAGUUGCGCAGUUUGUGGAGUAAAGUUUCGUCAUCGGUCCACUUUGAAGGUACACAUGCGUGUACAUAACACAGAAUGAAAACUGUUUCACACUAGUCAUUUUAUUUAACUGUAACGUUGUAAAUGUUUUGUUUUUCUGUUCAGUACAAUACAAAUGAUUAUCUUCGAUGCACCACACAGCUGUUUCAUCAUAAUUGCCCUUACCCAGUUUUGGCAUCUUCGUUGAUAAUGAUUUGCUGUUAUUUGUUGCUGCCGUGUGUCCAAGUAUUUGUGUUCUCACCAAAUUUGAACUUCACCUGUCGAUAAUGCGAAACGUUUAUAAAACAUACAUUUAUUCUUUGCAUUUCA
Molecule: messenger RNA, 1294 nt
Organism: Syngnathus typhle (broad-nosed pipefish)
Lineage: Eukaryota; Metazoa; Chordata; Actinopteri; Syngnathiformes; Syngnathidae
Product: gastrula zinc finger protein XlCGF8.2DB-like
Exons: 2
Coding region: 90-1025 (311 amino acids)
Biological process (GO): regulation of transcription by RNA polymerase II
Molecular function (GO): RNA polymerase II cis-regulatory region sequence-specific DNA binding; DNA-binding transcription factor activity, RNA polymerase II-specific
Source: RefSeq, a predicted model, not a curated record